AAUUUAUUAUUUUUACGAGCAUAUAAUAUGCCUUCGAUUUUUUUUUGAUAAUGGAUUAUGAAUAAGGCUAACAGACAGUGUUCAAACUUCACAACACAAUCACAGAAAUAUCUACAACUUUUCCAGCUUUUCUACACCAAUGUCAUAUCUUAAACAAUUUCCAAUACGUCUGGAAUCAUGGUUGGAUGUUUGGGAUGUUGACUCAAUCGAGCAUAGUUAUUCUGAAUGGAAAUAUUUUGCUUAUAAUUUACCUAAUCCUGUAUGGAUGAAAAAAUUCUGUGUUAUUGUUGAAAAUGAACAAAGAUUUUAUAUUUUCAAUUCAAAACAUGAUUCUUCAUGUCUAUUGUCUUCAUCUCCUCAUACUGACAUAUCGACUAUUAACAAUGAUGAAGAUUAUUAUGCUUUGCAAACUACUGCAUAUAAUACCUUAACGAAUAAUAUUGAUAAUAAUCACAGUUAUUAUCCUUUCAACAAUAAUAGUUAUGCAGACAAUCAUGAAACCUUGUUCAAUUCUACUACUACUACUAUGUGCACACUUCUCAUGAUAACACAUUUAAUUUAUGUUUAUAGUCUUCGAAGAACUGCCAAACCGAAUUUAGAAAAUGAAUAUCAUUUGGAGAAUUCUUUAAAAUUAUCCAUUUUAGAAGCAAGAAAUAUUCCAGCCAAGCGUCGUUACUAUUGUGAUAUUUGUUUGGAUCGAACUUUAUAUGCACGUACUACCAGUAAGUUGGCUGUUUCCGGUAUAUUUUGGGCGGAAGAUUUUGAUUUAAAUAAUCUUCCAAAUGUCUCUGUUAUGACAAUCAGUUUAUAUCGAGAAGGUGGUGGUGGUGGUGGAUCAACCGGUAAAGAUUCACGACGGAUUGGCACACCAAGAUUAGGCUUGAAAAAACAUCGAAAAACUCAAAAUCAAUUAGUUGGUUAUAUCACAAUACCUGUCACUGAAAUAUCUAGUCGUACUGAUAUUCAAACAUGGUUAACAUUACAACCACCAAUGGAGAAUUCUGUUAGUCAAGAUAAUCUGAUGCAUAGUUUCGGUGCAAUGUAUGCUGAUUUUCAACGAUGUGAUAAAUUGAACUCGGUGAAAUUGAACAAAUUCAAUUCAUGCUCAUCAUCAGCAUCAUCAUCUACAACUAAUCUAUUGCAUAAUCAUUCUGUAAAUAACAACACAUUGACAGAUUAUACACAUUUUCCACAAUUACGUAUAUGUGCACGUUAUCAAUCACUUGGUGUAUUGCCAUUGUACAAUUAUUGGCCUUUAAGAACGCUUGUUUUAAAUAAUAGUUUACUGUUAACCAAUUGGUUAGAAUCGUUAUUAUUAUCAGUGAAAUUAAAAGAGGAAUUAUCAAAUUCUCUAGUUUAUUUACAUGAAAGUAAUAAUACAUUGAUUGAAUUUUUAACUGAUCUAGUUGUUCGAGAAGUAUCGAAUUUAGAAAAUGAAUCAAUGGCAUUUCGAUCAAAUACAAUGGCAACCAAAGCUGUAGAAUGUUAUGUGAAAUUUGUCGGUUCAUCUUAUCUUCAUCACCUACUUCAUUUAUUAAUACAACAUGUAUUAUCCUAUUUUACACCAUGGGAAAUUGAUCCAGAAAAAUUAACAUCUACCCAGUGUAUUGGUGGUGCACUCAGUGCAUCAGAUACAGCUGCUUAUGCUGUAUCACCUAGUGGUAUGUUACAAAACUAUCGAUCAGUCAGUACAGAUACAUUAAUUGGCAAUCAAUUAAUGCUGUUAAGAUAUUUUGAUAUUGUAUGGCGUGCGAUUCAAUCAAGUUUAAAUUAUUUUCCAAGUGUACUAAUUCGUUUAUUCAGUUCAUUUCGUGAAGCAUUGGAAACAAUACGUGGAUCAGAAUUUUGUGAUAAUUUAAUAUCGAGUUGUAUAUUUUUACGAUUAAUUUGUCCAGCUUUAUUGUCACCUUCAUUGUUUGGUUUAAUUAGUGCAUUUCCUAGUGAACCAGCAUGUCAACGUAAUUUAACAUUGUUAGCUAAAUCAUUACAAUCAUUGGCGAAUUUUAGUACAUUUGAUGAUAAAGAACCUUAUAUGAGAUUUUUAAAUGGUUAUGUAUCCUAUCAAUUGUCAUUUAUGCGAUUAUUCAUCCGAUCAAUAUCAUCGUCUUCAUUGAAUUCACCCAGUACUACUGAUCCAAUGCCUAAUGUCAUCAGUACUCAUUCUGUAGAAAUGAUGAACAAUCCCGCAUCAUCGUCAACACCAUCAUCACCGCCAAUAAGUGAUUCAGAACAGAGAAACAUAUCCACAACAACAGCAUCAGUGAACAGACAAAGUUAUGUUAAAGAUACCAUUGAUGAAAAUUGUGAAUUGGCUAAUCUUCAUCUUAUUUUAUCUGAUGUCAUAUUUUCUGAUACACCAAUGAUAUCUGUUCAUAGUAAUGAUGACACUUUAUUAUCAACGAGAACUGCUACUCUUACUACUACUAAUAAUAAUAAUACUACUACUAGUACUCUUAAUACUACUGUUACUGCUGAUACUACUAUUACAAACAAUGUAGUGUUUGGUAGUACUAGUAGUAAUAAUAAUAGUAAUAAUAAUAAUCUGACAACAGUUCAUUCUACAUGUGAUGAUAAACAUUGUUUGUCGAAUUCCACAACAACAUUACUUGAGAACAGUACAAAUAGUUUCUUAAAAACUCCAAAUUCAACUGUUUUAAUCAAUUUACCAAAUGAAUUAUGCCAACUUCCAAAAAUACUCGAUGAUAUUUCACGUCUAUUACAAACUAGUUCAUUAACAAAAUCUUUUGAUUUUAAUAAAACUAGACAUUCUGUAAAUAAUCACAAUAUUAAUCAUCCAAGGAGUCAGGAUGUCAAUGAUCUUUCAAAUUCCUCUUCAAUUAACAAAUAUCAACAAUCCAAUUUGAUUGUCUCUUCAUCAAACAAUGAUGUUGCUGAUCAUCAGACCAAUACACAAUCCACUACACCAUAUUAUUAUACAUUUCAUUCAAAUCCAGGUUUUUAUAAACCAUCACUCAUCGAUCAAUACAACAAAAAUAAUGAGACAAAUUCAUCACAGGGAUUAUUAUUAUUAUGUAUACCGCCGCCUUCAUUGAAACAAUCCAAUGCAUCAUUGAAUCAUGGUGAUGGCGAUGCUGAUAAUCAUGGCGGCAGCAUAAUGAAAUCAAAUCCUAAUGAUUACGAUGAACCAUACGUUAGUGAUGAUGAAAGUGAUUAUGAAAUCAAUCAUUUUGCGAUCAGUAAUCAUGAUUGUUUCAGCAAUGCUAAUCCGGAGAAAAAAGUCAAUAUUAUUGAUCAUGAACCUCAUGAUCACGAUGAGCAGGAGCUAACAUACAGUGAAAAUACAUUGAACACUUCUACGAAACAUCAAAAACAACCAAAUGAAUUAUUACAAAAAUCAAAUUCACACAAAUCAAUCUUGUUAACAAAUAACAACACACUGACAUCCACUAUCCAAGUUCCAUUCAAUGGAAUCGAGACCAGUUGUAGUACAAACUCUUUGCACAAUCAUUAUAAUCAUACUAGUAGUAUUUCACCAAGAUUAUUUCCUAAACAAGUGACCACAGCAAAUGUGAUAUUAUUAACUAAACCAACAAGUGUUAUGACAUCAUCGACAGAUUCAACAAAAAUAUCUAAAGUACAAAGACAAUUUCGAUCAAAUAGUAAUAGUCGUGAAAAUAUGUAUGAUAGAAGAAGAGCAGUGAAUGCUGCUGCUGAUGAUGCUGAUGAUGAUGGUGAAUUUCUCUUCGGUCCGCCGCCGCCAACAACAACAACGACCUUAUCAUUGAAUUAUCAGAAUCAAAAUUAUCCAAAUGAUAAUUAUCUGACAUUAUCAUCCACUGAAGAAUUAUUACCCAGUCAAUCUGAUGCUACUUCAUAUAAUAUACUACAAAUGGAAGAGGAUAAUUCUAGUUAUUCUUUAGCGAAUCAUACUACUAACAAUAACAAUAAUAGUAGUAAUACAAAACAACCGAAAGAAUUAUUCACUGAAGUAGCUCGUCUACGUUAUGAAUUAUUAUUAUCACGUCAAGAUGCACUACGUGCAGCGGAUCGAUUGAGUAAACAAGAAACAGAAAUCUAUCAACUUCGUCAAUUAUUAGAUCAGUUGAUCAAUAAAAAUAAAAUCAAUACUACUACCGCUACUACUGCUACUACUACUAGUAUUAGUAGUCAGUCUAGCCAUUUGAAGAAAACACCGAAAUGGUGGAAUAUUGAUUCGGAUUAUUGUGUAAACAAUGCACAACAGAAGAAGAAUACAAUGCAAUCAUAUGGUGAUAAUCAACCAGCCUAUUCAUCAUCGCGUAAACAAUCGACUGCGGCGGUUACUGCCAAUAUGACUACUACUACUACUACUACUAGUAGUAGUAGUAAUAAUAAUAAUAAUAGAAAUACUCAUAACAAUGAUGCAAAUGUUUUACAAACUGUAUCGGCUACAUUUAAAGAAUUAGAUGAUGCUAUGGCAAGAUUGGAAUUAGAACAAAGUGAACUACUACGUGAACAAGCACGAAUACGUGCACGUAUCGCUGCUACUCGUCCAAAACAGUCAAUAUCCCAAAGUAAACAAUUUAAUCCCAACCUUCCUUCAACUCGUUCAAACCAAUCAGUAAUUCCCGCCAAACAAUUCAACGCUUCAUCAUCAUCAAAAUUAUCUGUGAAUUUAAGAAAUCAUGCCUCCUUAUCUACAAAUCCUACUGAUCAAAUGAAAUUCCGAAAUUCUCCUCAUAUAAUUCACAAUGAUAAUAAUCAUAAUAAUCAUAAUCAUAAUCAUAAUGGUAAUCAUCAUCUAAAUCCUACUAAUCAUAACAAAUCGUCAACUCGAACAUCACCACAUAUGUAA
Molecule: messenger RNA, 4795 nt
Organism: Schistosoma turkestanicum
Lineage: Eukaryota; Metazoa; Platyhelminthes; Trematoda; Strigeidida; Schistosomatidae
Source: the annotation of a GenBank genome assembly